AUGAGCCAGAAGAGGCUGGCGCUGAUCCUCUGCCUCUCCUUCCUGAUCCUCCUGCUGAUUGCCCUCAUCCUGCUCUUGCGGUUUGGGUGGAACCGGUCCCUGCUCCAUGUCUACUCCAGCGCCGAGAGCCAGUGGCUGCCUGUCUGCAGCAGCGCCUGGAACGACUCCUUCUCCAGGAAGACCUGCCAGCAGCUGGGAUUUCACAGCUCCUCGCUCACGGAGUACGUGCCCGUGCCCUUCCCUGGCAAAAGCCUCAGUGUCACCAAGGAUCAUCUCACCAUCCAGCAGAGCCUCAACAGCUCCAGGUGCCCCACGGGAAAAUACGUCUCCCUCCGAUGCACAAGCUGCGGGCAGAGGAUCGCUGGCCGGAUCAUCGGGGGGAGUGAAGCUCUGGCCAGCAAGUGGCCCUGGCAAGUUAGUCUCCAGUAUGGCAUGAGCCACAUCUGCGGGGGCACAGUCAUCGAUGCCCAGUGGGUGCUGACCGCUGCCCAUUGCUUCUUCGUGAACAGCGUGAAGAUCCUCGACGAGUGGAAAGUCUACGCCGGGGCCUCCGACCUGCUGCAUCCCGCCAAGGGCAUCACUGCCUCCCACAUCAUCAUCAACGCCAACUACAGCGACGACCAGGACGACUACGACAUCGCGCUGGUGAAACUCGCCUCGCCCCUAACCAUGUCGGGGCAGGUCCGCCCGGCGUGUCUCCCCAUGGCCGGCCAGACGUUCCAGGCCGGGCGGAAGUGCUUCAUCACCGGCUUCGGCAAAACCAGUGAGAACAAAGAGAACCCCUUCCCGCGGCUGAGGGAGGUGGAAGUGAGCCUCAUCGACUCCAGGGUCUGCAACGGCAGCAGCGUGUACUCAGGCGAGCUGACCUCCCGCAUGCUGUGCGCCGGGGACUUGCAGGGCGGGAAGGACUCGUGCCAGGGCGACAGCGGCGGCCCCCUGGUCUGCGAGGACAGCAGCCGGUGGUACGUGGCCGGCGUGACCAGCUGGGGGACGGGCUGUGGCCAGAAGAACAAGCCCGGGGUUUACACACAAGUCACCGAGCUGCUCAGCUGGAUUCACAGCAAAAUGGAGGUGAGCUGGCUGCAAGGGCCCAGGGGACGUGCCGCCUCUGCUGCCAGGGCCGUGGGCGCGUGAGCAGGGACUCCCCACAAACGGGGAAGGACGCUGGCAGCUGGGCGCUUGUGCUCGAAUCCCCCGGCAAAGCACAGGCC
Molecule: messenger RNA, 1211 nt
Organism: Pelodiscus sinensis (Chinese soft-shelled turtle)
Lineage: Eukaryota; Metazoa; Chordata; Testudines; Trionychidae
Source: RefSeq, a predicted model, not a curated record